Messenger RNA from Sporothrix brasiliensis 5110, 756 nucleotides. RefSeq names its product RecQ-mediated genome instability protein 1. The record is from RefSeq and is a predicted model, not a curated record. NCBI's taxonomy places the organism in Eukaryota, Fungi, Ascomycota, Sordariomycetes, Ophiostomatales, Ophiostomataceae. The transcript has a single exon. Gene Ontology annotation, cellular component: RecQ family helicase-topoisomerase III complex; nuclear body. Bases 1 to 756 code for a protein of 251 amino acids. Gene Ontology annotation, biological process: resolution of meiotic recombination intermediates; double-strand break repair via homologous recombination.
AUGAAUCAGGCUCUGAAAAUACGCUCUGCCCUCGCCGCAGAGCAGCUGCCGGAACCCUCUCAAGCAUGGCUGCAGUCAAUCAUAACCCAACAACCGGCUCAGCAGCGGUCGCUGUCCACUCUCGUUGCGGCCACCAAAACGCGCCUUCUGGCAACCGACUUGACGGCGUCUGGGCUGUUUGACAAUGAAUCAAGGCCUGCCGUCUUCCCUCGUGACCUCUUGGCGGCAUCGGCGGCAUCGGUGCAAGAGACGCGUCUCGCAAACGACAUUGUCGUGCAGGUAGUCGAUCUCGAGAAUCUCUCACAAAGCCGCUGGCAGCAAGUCCAAGCACUUGAAGCCAUUGAACGCGGCGAGCAGAAACGAGGGCGCGAAAUUAUCCGCCUGCCCACCGACGGUGGGGAUGGCGAGGGCGAUGACGACACGGGGGCCGAGAGCAGUCGAUCAGGUCCAGGACGGCCCGCAACUGCUGCAUCCAGCGGACCUAGUGACGCCUCGUCGACGCAUCGGCUGGUCCUCCAAGACGCCGCCGGCAACACGCUCUAUGCUCUCGAGCUGACACGCAUCUACCGCAUAAGCGUUAGCCGACUACGCAUGGGCGAGAAGCUGCUCAUUAAAGCGGGCACAGCGGUAGCACGCGGCACAUUGCUUCUCGAGCCAACCAGUGUCAAGUUUCUCGGCGGCCAGGUCGAGUCGAUGCACAAGACGUGGUUGGAGGGUCGCCUGGCACGGCUGCGAGAAGCAGCACACGCAGAAUGA